GCACGUGCUCACUUUCCCUCCUUGCAUCGACCUGUUCUUCAACGGAUAGUUGCACCACGCCCUCAACUGCCCCUUGCUUACUUCAAACUUCCCUUUUCUGUACGUGACCGUUUUCCUGCAACAACAACAAAAUGUCAGACGACAAAGAGAAAGGAACCGUAGAGUCGAAGACGGAUAUCAAGGCAGAUGUCCAAGCACCGGUCGAUGCAGUCUCAGGCUCUCGUGAGGUGCCCUUGGAUGCGAAUCUGGGAGGCAAGAGUCGUUGGGAGCGCAGUUGGCCAACCAUUGCCUGUGGUGCUGGGCUUUUUUCUGAUGGAUAUCUCAAUGGUAUAAUCGGACCUGUCAAUACCAUACUCAAGAGACUUUAUCCGACUGAAUAUGCCAACUCGCCCGCAAGCCAGAACGUUUCAUCAAUCACUUUUGCGGGAACAGUGGUUGGCAUGCUGAUAUUUGGAUACACAAGUGAUCAUUGGUCACGUAAAUGGUCGUUGAUGAUAUCCACUAUCAUUCUGUUCAUCUUCGCUGCUUUAUGUGCUGGCGCAUACGGCUAUAACAACAGUCACUAUGGCCUGUUUGCCGCGUUGACAGCCUACCGUUUCUUCUUGGGAAUAGGAAUCGGUGGGGAAUAUCCAGCAGGAAGUGUGGCCUGCGCCGAGAACACCGGGGAAUUGAAGCAAGGUCAUCGAAACCGAUGGUUUGUCAUGUUUACCAAUUUUCAGAUCGACUUUGCAUAUGUCAUUUCUGCAUUGGUUUCUAUGAUAUUGGUUUUGAUUUUCACCGAGGAUCACCUACGCGCAGUGUGGCGUGUUGGGUUGGGACUGGGUGUAAUACCCCCUCUUAGUCUGAUGUAUUUGCGAUUGAAGCUUGAAGAGCCUGAAGAGUUCGACCGAGAGCGCAUGCACACUUUCCCUUUAUGGCUAAUUGUGAAGUUCUACUGGAAGCGUUUGGCUGUGCUCUCCCUCAUCUGGUUCCUGUAUGACUUCUCUUCCUAUUCAUUCAGCAUAUACUCCUCAGACUGGUUAGCCAUUAUCCUAGGGGAUAGUGCUCCCCUUUGGAAGAGCUUCGGUUGGACUACUUUGACCUACACAUUCUACAUUCCAGGAUCCUUUCUUGGUAGUCUGUCCAGUGACUGGAUUGGGCCCCGCAACACUUUGGCUAUUGGCGUACUUUUCCAGGGUAUCGUUGGAUUCAUCAUGUCCGGCUGCUAUGAGUAUCUUUCGACCCCAAAGAAUGUGGCGGCGUUUGUCGUGGUCUUCGGAAUCUUUUCCAGCCUUGGGGAAUUCGGUCCCGGUGAUAACAUCGGCCUUUGCUGUGCGAAAAGCAGCGCAACCGCGGUCAGAGGUCAAUUCUAUGCCAUCGCUGCUGCUUUCGGAAAGAUCGGUGCUUUUGUGGGCACUUAUGUGAUUCCAAUCAUACAGAAAAACGCCCCAAACCCAGUCCGCAGCGGGCAGGAUCCGUUCUUCGUCUCGAGCUCCCUGUGCAUCUUCAGCGCGGCGUUGGCAUACUUCCUUUUGCCACAGAUUGGCCAGGACACAAUCACCGAAGAAGAUGCUAAAUUCCGUGCUUAUCUCGAGUCUCAUGGAUAUAACACAAGCCUGAUGGGGACCCAUGAGAGGCCUGAGGAGCAGUAAGCUAAAUUUUUGACCCUGCACUGACCUGUCAACGCGUAUGGUG
This is a messenger RNA of Aspergillus fijiensis CBS 313.89, 1674 nucleotides long. Its product is annotated as putative MFS phospholipid transporter (Git1). The coding region runs from base 132 to 1631 and encodes 499 amino acids. Gene Ontology annotation, biological process: transmembrane transport; carboxylic acid transport. Lineage: Eukaryota; Fungi; Ascomycota; Eurotiomycetes; Eurotiales; Aspergillaceae. The record is from RefSeq and is a predicted model, not a curated record. Gene Ontology annotation, cellular component: plasma membrane. Gene Ontology annotation, molecular function: carboxylic acid transmembrane transporter activity. The transcript has 6 exons.